GACCGCCAACUGAUCUGCAUCCCACUCUAAUGGGUUCCUUGGACGAUGGCGUAUCAGCAUCGGGAUCGUCUUUGCCCAACAACAUGGAAAAAUUUCUGUGCGACCGGUUGCUCGACCCCAGCCAGCGAAUAUCCGAGCGCUUCCGAGCUCUCUUCUCCCUUCGCAACCUCAAAGGCCCCGACCCUCGCAACGCUCUCAUUCAAGCCACAAGGGAUUUAUCAAAUUUGUUGGCUCAUGAAGCUGCAUUUGCAUUGGGUCAAAUGCAAGAUACUGAAGCUAUUCCUGCUUUAGAAGCUGUUCUAAAUGACCUUUCUUUGCAUCCCAUUGUUCGUCAUGAGGCAGCUGAAGCACUUGGUGCGAUUGGUUUAGAGAGUAACAUUCCUCUUUUGAAGAAUAGUUUGGUUCUAGAUCCUGCUCCGGAAGUCCGGGAAACGUGCGAAUUGGCUCUCCAGCGAAUUGAGGAGUUAAAAUCUAGCAGUAGUGAUGAUAAAUCAUCAAUGAAAGAAAAGUCACCUUUUUUGUCAGUUGACCCUGCUGCAGCAGCUCUAUCUCAUUCAUCUGUUGAUAAACUUCGGGAGGUGCUAUUGGAUGAGGAAAGAGGCAUGUACGAGAGGUAUUCAGCUCUCUUUGCUCUCCGAAACCAUGGUGGAGAGGAAGCUGUUUCUGCCAUUAUUGAUUCUUUGGGAGCCAAAAGUGCUUUGUUGAAGCAUGAGGUUGCUUAUGUCUUGGGUCAAUUGCAAAAUAAAGCUGCUUCAGCUGCACUUAGCAAUAUACUGAGGAAUGUGGGUGAACACCCAAUGGUUAGACAUGAAGCUGCUGAAGCACUCGGCUCCAUUGCAGAUGAUCAAAGUGUAGCACUGCUCGAGGAAUUUGCUAGGGAUCCUGAGCCCAUUGUCUCACAGAGCUGUGAAGUCGCUCUUAGCAUGCUGGAAUUCGAGAGAGCAGGAAAAUCAUUUGAGUUCCUCUUCAUGCAAACUCUUGCUGUGCAUUAGAACUGGUAAAAACACGAGUCUAUGGGAAAAGACAGGAGCUGAAACACUAAACCACAACUUAUAUUCAUCUUAACUGGGUGUCUGUUUCACUUUUUUGCUGCAAGUUACAAAUCCUUUGUUACAGGUAAUGAUUUCAUUGCCAAAAAGAACGAGGAAGACAAGAAAUGAAGUUGGAAAAUUAUUAUUAAAGUCCCUUCUGUUUAGAACUUGUAACCAAAGGAACAACCCAAAACAUUUGUUUUCUACUAUUAACUUUUCAACUUUAGCAUGAUGAAAAAUUAAGUCGAACUAUGUAUGUGGAACCAGAAGCCUAUAGCUAGCUAGCGAGGAAGACAAAGUCAGAACUAUGAUAGUGGAAUGUAGGUUUUUUCUUCUUGUUGUUGUUGCUUAUGCAAACCGCCAUUUGCCUGUGUUAGGGAGUGAAGAACCA
This is a messenger RNA of Hibiscus syriacus, 1422 nucleotides long. Its product is annotated as deoxyhypusine hydroxylase-like. Bases 30 to 992 code for a protein of 320 amino acids. The record is from RefSeq and is a predicted model, not a curated record. Gene Ontology annotation, biological process: peptidyl-hypusine biosynthetic process. The transcript has 7 exons. NCBI's taxonomy places the organism in Eukaryota, Viridiplantae, Streptophyta, Magnoliopsida, Malvales, Malvaceae. Gene Ontology annotation, molecular function: deoxyhypusine monooxygenase activity.